AUGGCCGCCUCACUGCUUCUCCGAGGUGAAUCGGAGGACUUUUACUCUUGCCGCUCCCGAACAUUGUUCUACGCAGCCUAUACGUUCUCCAUCGCUGGCGGGGGCCGCGGAAAUCCCUUUGGCCCCCCUUAUACCUGCACUAUAUCGCCUUUCUGGUUUCUUCGCCCGGGACAGGUCUUCGCAUUGGGAUGGUGGUUCCGCACAUCGAAGUGCGUCGAGUUGGCAGAGAUAUUUUCGGCGAUGGCGGCGCUGGCAUAUUUCGUUGCGUAUUGGGUUGGGCACGAGUACGUGUUCACACGAACACUCGGAGGCCCUGGUGUUGAGCUUAUGCCGCGGGUCACUACUGGACCGACACCACGAGAUGAAUCUAUCGGGCAGGAUGAGGGGAGAAUUAUGUUGUCUUGA
Daldinia childiae is the source of this 405-nucleotide messenger RNA. RefSeq lists its product as uncharacterized. Bases 1 to 405 code for a protein of 134 amino acids. The transcript has a single exon. Lineage: Eukaryota; Fungi; Ascomycota; Sordariomycetes; Xylariales; Hypoxylaceae. The record is from RefSeq and is a predicted model, not a curated record.